This is a messenger RNA of Abrus precatorius (Indian licorice), 2116 nucleotides long. RefSeq names its product metal tolerance protein 2. The record is from RefSeq and is a predicted model, not a curated record. NCBI's taxonomy places the organism in Eukaryota, Viridiplantae, Streptophyta, Magnoliopsida, Fabales, Fabaceae. The transcript has 12 exons. The coding region runs from base 244 to 1749 and encodes 501 amino acids. Gene Ontology annotation, molecular function: monoatomic cation transmembrane transporter activity. Gene Ontology annotation, cellular component: membrane. Gene Ontology annotation, biological process: transmembrane transport; monoatomic cation transport.
ACGCAGAGAGCAGAUUCGAUUGGCACGUGGCGAGGGUGUUGUGAUUUCCGUGGCUGGUGACACGCGUCGUACCUCGCACAUUUGCGUUAGAUCAACGUGAAGAUAGAAAUGGAACUUGGGAUUGUGCAGUUGAAGUGUUAAGAUGAUACCAUUCGGUGUGGCUGCAGCUAUAGCAUAACUAAGGAGAACAAAUUGAAAGUGAAGGAAACCCUAGUUAGAAUCUAGAGUUGGUAGAAAAAGAGCAUGGGAUUUAGAUUCAGAAAUCUGAAUCCCGUAUAUAGAACAUGCAUCACAAGGCUUUCCCCAUCAAAAUUUGUUCCUCCUGUGUUGGAGCCACUCAAUUUGCAUCCACCAGAGUUUUGUUUCACUUCCUCUGAAAAUCCAGCAUUUAAAAUCCAUAGGAGAUGGCAUUUGGGUCAUUCUCAUCACGACGACUAUGAUCAUCACCACCAUCACCUCCCUCAGAAUCAGAAGGAGGGAGAGAACAUUUUCCGGCUGGGUCUCGCCGCCGACAUUGGUUUGGCUACCGGAAAAGCCUUCACCGGUUAUCUCUCUGGAAGCACUGCCAUUAUUGCCGAUGCUGCUCAUUCCAUAUCGGAUGUGGUUCUUAGUGGCAUAGCUUUGUUGUCUUUUAAAGUUGCCAAGGCGCCUAGAGAUAAAGAACACCCAUAUGGACAUGGUAAAUUUGAGACUCUGGGGGCUCUUGGAAUCUCUUGCAUGCUUUUGGCGACUGGGGGUGGCAUUGCAUGGCACGCAGUAGACCUUUUGAUGGGAUUGUUCUCAACUGGUCCUGAAAUGGUUGGCCAGGCAUUGGCACACGAGCAUGUGCAUAGUCAUGGACAUGGCGGGCAUCACCAUGGAAUUGACAUGGAUCAUCCCAUCCUUGCUUUGAAUAUGACUAUUGUGUCAAUAUGUGUUAAAGAAGGACUUUACUGGAUAACAAAACAAGCUGGUGAGAAGCAAGGUAGUGGACUAAUGAAAGCAAAUGCAUGGCAUCAUCGUGCAGAUGCAAUUUCAUCAGUAGUUGCUCUUGUUGGAGUUGGAGGGUCUAUUCUUGGGGUGAAAUUUCUAGAUCCGCUUGCUGGACUUCUAGUCUCAGUCAUGAUUUUAAAAGCUGGAGCUGAAACUGGUUACCAAAGUGUCUUGGAAUUGGUGGAUGCUGCGAUCCCAGCACAGCAUUUGGAUCCUAUUAAACAGACAAUAUUGCAAGUUGAUGGUGUUAAGGGGUGUCAUCGCUUAAGAGGAAGGAGAGCUGGUUCAUCUUUGUAUCUUGAUGUAAAUAUUGAGGUUGAUCCUUUUUCUAGUGUCAGUGCUGCACAUGACAUUGGUGAAAGUGUUCGUCAUCAAAUUCACAAGUCCCACCCUACGGUAGCUGAAAUUUUUAUACACAUAGAUCCUGCAAUGUCUCAUGUUUCUUCCAGCACAACAGAUCAGCAAGAUAGUUGGAGUGGAGAAAUGGACCAGAACAAUAUUGCUCCUGCUGGGGAUACUAACAUCGAAGGAAUUGUUUCUGAUAUCAUCUCAUCAAACUUUCCACAGAUGUCAGUUGAGCGCAUAACACGCCACAUGUUUCAAAGCAAGCUUGUUCUUCAAAUUGAGGUUUCCAUGCCACCUGAUAUACCAAUUCGACGUGCAAUGGAAAUAGCAGAGCAAGCAGAAAACGAGAUUUUGAAAGCUGUCUCGAAUAUAAUUCAUGUUGGCAUUCAGCUACGUUUGGGGCAACCAUUCCCACAGAUCAAUCAUAGUUAGAACCAUCCACGGGGAGUGGAAAACCGAUUUUUUUCACAAAUCCAUGCAUUCUUUCAGUGUGAUUUAAGUUAAAUUGAUUAUUACAAUAUCACUCUGCUGCAACUCGUAUCUAGUCUGAUACAACUCCAUAGCCAAUGACUUAAAAGGUUCGCAGGAGGCGGAAAGGUAAGGAGUCCUGAAUAAACAUAUUUGCGCCCAUUGGACGUUUCAUCCACUGCAGAGUUCCUUCAUAGACCUGUAAAAUUGCUGAAUAUGACUAAAUAAUGAACUUCAUGGAGUCAACAAAUUUUGACGACAGAUUUAUUUCUUUGUUAGUACCUUGUAAUUUCAAAGUUUCAUCAAAACCGAAAACAUUUUUCCCCCGCUU